GCGGGGCGUGUUACGUCAGGUUGUUUAAUCCGGAAACGGCGGCGACGGCAGAGUGAACAGAACCGAGGGGCUGUCGGUGGGUGCGCCGGGUCCUGAAUAAGAGAACCGUGACCCGGAAGCGGAAGCAGGUUCCCGUCGCAGCUCCGGCCUGCCAGCUGGCUCCUAUCAUCAUGGACCUGUUGUUUGGGCGCCGGAAGACGCCAGAGGAGCUGCUGCGGCAGAACCAGCGGGCCCUGAAUCGCGCCAUGAGGGAGCUGGACCGCGAGCGACAGAAAUUAGAAACCCAAGAGAAGAAAAUCAUUGCAGACAUCAAGAAGAUGGCCAAACAGGGCCAGAUGGAUGCUGUGCGCAUCAUGGCAAAAGACCUGGUGCGCACCCGGCGCUAUGUGCGCAAGUUUGUGUUGAUGCGAGCCAACAUCCAGGCUGUGUCCCUCAAGAUCCAGACGCUCAAGUCUAACAACUCGAUGGCACAAGCCAUGAAGGGCGUCACCAAGGCCAUGGGCACCAUGAACCGACAGCUUAAACUGCCCCAGAUCCAGAAGAUCAUGAUGGAGUUUGAGCGGCAGGCAGAGAUCAUGGAUAUGAAAGAAGAGAUGAUGAAUGACGCCAUUGAUGACGCCAUGGGUGAUGAGGAGGAUGAAGAGGAGAGUGAUGCUGUUGUGUCCCAGGUCCUAGAUGAACUGGGGCUGAGCCUGACAGAUGAGCUAUCAAAUCUCCCCUCCACCGGCGGCUCACUCAGUGUGGCUGCUGGUGGGAAGAAAGCAGAGGCCACAGCCUCAGCCCUGGCUGAUGCUGAUGCAGACCUGGAGGAGAGGUUGAAGAACCUGCGGAGGGACUGACCACCCCCCUGCCACCCCAGGGGGAGGGGGAACAGGUGGAUGCUGAGGAUGUUUACCAUGCUCCUCUGUAAUAAAAGAUUGGACACUA
Messenger RNA from Galeopterus variegatus (Sunda flying lemur), 927 nucleotides. It is a transcript of the gene CHMP2A, whose product is annotated as charged multivesicular body protein 2A. Gene Ontology annotation, biological process: endosome transport via multivesicular body sorting pathway; late endosome to vacuole transport; protein transport. The record is from RefSeq and is a predicted model, not a curated record. Gene Ontology annotation, cellular component: multivesicular body; ESCRT III complex. The transcript has 6 exons. NCBI's taxonomy places the organism in Eukaryota, Metazoa, Chordata, Mammalia, Dermoptera, Cynocephalidae. The coding region runs from base 171 to 839 and encodes 222 amino acids.